Raphanus sativus (radish) is the source of this 1434-nucleotide messenger RNA. RefSeq names its product KH domain-containing protein At1g09660/At1g09670. Gene Ontology annotation, molecular function: mRNA binding. The transcript has 8 exons. Gene Ontology annotation, cellular component: nucleus. The record is from RefSeq and is a predicted model, not a curated record. NCBI's taxonomy places the organism in Eukaryota, Viridiplantae, Streptophyta, Magnoliopsida, Brassicales, Brassicaceae. The coding region runs from base 180 to 1079 and encodes 299 amino acids. Gene Ontology annotation, biological process: regulation of mRNA splicing, via spliceosome.
CUCUUUUCUCUCACAUAGUGCGUAGGGCUUUUGACUCCCUACUUCUUCUUCUUCCUGUGGCCACUCUCCCUAACACAGUCCACACCUUCUUCUAACGAAGAAGAGAGAGCUUUCUCAACCUUGAGAUCGGCGUCAGAUCCUCCGCCGCAUCCUCUCUUCACUAUCCCCGAGUGUAAAAAAUGAUGGAAUCCGGCAUUGGUUUCGCGGCGAUGGAGGAGAGGAUCCCUCCGGGAAGUUUCUUCCAGUUUCCUCUCUCAGGAUUCCGUGCUUCUCCCAAUCGAUCUCCUUGUCCUCCCACUAACCGUGAGAGGUACUUGGCUGAGUUAUUGCAAGAGAGACAAAAGUUGGCUCCUUUCUUGCAAGUUAUGCCACAUUGCUGCAGACUACUCAAUCAAGAGAUAAGGAGGGUUACCAGUCUUCCUGAUCUUGAUAGAUAUGAGAACGGCAGUCCAUUUAGAUCGGUUGGCCAGCCGAUUAAUGGGAAGGUUGAUUUAGACGGAUGGUCAAUGAUGCAAGGAGAGGAUAAUUUUCAUCUCCAGAGAGGCUCUCCGUUUCGUGCUCCUCCUCCUCCAGUGGGCUGGGUUGGGAUGCCAGGACUCCACGCUCCUCCAAUUGUGAAAAGAAUUAUUAGGCUUGAUGUGCCAGUUGACAAAUUUCCAACCUAUAACUUUGUUGGGAGGAUUCUCGGGCCACGUGGGAACUCUCUGAAGAGAGUUGAGAUAGCAACACACUGUAGGGUGUUUAUUAGAGGGAGAGGAUCCGUGAAGGAUACUGUCAAGGAGGAGAAGCUGAAAGGUAAGCCAGGGUACGAGCAUCUCAGCGAGCCACUACAUAUACUGAUCGAAGCCGAGCUUCCAGAGGACAUAAUACACUCUCGACUGGAGCAUGCAGUGCAUUUCCUGGAGUCUCUCCUACUGCCAAUUGAUGAAUCAAUGGACCAUUACAAGAGGGAACAGCUGAAGGAGCUAGCAGCUCUGAAUGGUACUCUGAGGGAAGAGAGUCCGAGUCUGAGCUUGAGCCCUUGUUUGAGUCCAAGCAUGUCUCCUUUCAACAGCAAGCGUGCCAAAACCGUACAAUAAAGAUGUUUUACCCGAGAGAUGAUCAAAAGUUCAAAUGGCAUGGGCGUGUGUUGUGGGGGCAGGAGAAAAGGCUGCUCUCUAUGCAUUGGCUCUUAAUCUUAUCUGGGAGGUGACAAUGUUCUAACGUUUGAGACACGUCAAUUAACUUCUUUUUUUUCUUCCUGUCAUUAAGUUUAUUCUUUAUUUUAUGAACAUUUUUGUUGGCUAGCAGAGAUGACCAGUAACCACUGCGUAAUAAACUUAAUAAUGGUGUUUUUUUCUUAAUGAAAUGUAAUCUCUUUCUGAAUCAUGUAACGUCUUUUAAAGUUUGAAACAAAUAUUGAUUUCAAUUCGAGUCUUUUGAGUUUUGAAUGAA